Monopterus albus (swamp eel) is the source of this 1862-nucleotide messenger RNA. It is a transcript of the gene ttc38, whose product is annotated as tetratricopeptide repeat domain 38. Gene Ontology annotation, molecular function: protein binding. The record is from RefSeq and is a predicted model, not a curated record. Bases 138 to 1538 code for a protein of 466 amino acids. NCBI's taxonomy places the organism in Eukaryota, Metazoa, Chordata, Actinopteri, Synbranchiformes, Synbranchidae. The transcript is spliced from 14 exons.
GUUAAAACCUUGUUUGUAGUAACGCCCCCCUUUGUGGUUAUGCUCAGAAUAAGGUCAGGGUUCAGGUUAGGUGUUUACCCAGUUCUGGUGCUGUCCGUCCGUCGAAGGUUGAGAGAGCUCGUAUCUGCGAUUUAAAGAUGAAUGCUUCAAGUUUCAGGGACUGUGAGGCAUGGAGGGCGGAGGGUCUCUCAUUGUCCAGCAGCAGUAAUGAGGCUUGCAAACUGUAUGACGCCAUACUCACGCAGUAUGUGAAAUGGCGGAAUGAUGAAACCUUGGGAGGAUUUGAAGGAUGCAUGUCUGCUAUCCAUGCUGCUGACCCUAACUUUGUUAUGGGCCAUGUGAUCAGCACGGGACUGGUGCUGGUGGGAACAGCAAGCACCACUCGGCUGAAUGAGCGUCUGGCUAGCGCUGUGAGGCGAUCAGUGGAGCUGGCUAACAGCCAGGACAUAUCUCCCAGAGAGAGGCUCCACGUCAAGGCUAUGGAGCUCUUCUCAAGAGGAAAUUUUCCUAAGGCCUGUGACAUAUGGGAAGACAUUCUGGUUGAGCAUCCCACUGAUAUGCUGGCCCUCAAAUUUGCUCAUGAUGCCUAUUUCUACAUGGGAGCUCAAACCCAGAUGAGGGACUCAGUGGCCAGGGUGCUGCCUCACUGGAAACCGCAUAUGCCUUUGUUCAGCUAUCUGAAAGGACUGUAUUCCUUUGGUCUCCUGGAGACGCACUUUUAUGACCAGGCUGAGAAAGUAGCCAUGGAGGGCCUUGCUCUGACUCCAGAUGAUGCUUGGUCUGUCCACUCUGUAGCCCAUGUUUAUGAGAUGAAAGCGGAGGUGGACAAAGGCCUGAAGUUCAUGGAGAGUAGAGAGAAAGACUGGCAGGUAUGUGAUGUCCUGGCCAGUCAUAACUACUGGCACUGGGCUGUGUACUUUAUCGAGAAGGGUCAAUAUGAAGAUGCUCUACAAAUAUAUGAUUCUCAGGUAUUCAGACGUUGUAAAGCUUCAGGAUCUAUGUUGGACAUUGUAGAUGCCUGUUCAAUGCUCUACAGGCUUGAAAUGGAGGGUGUGUGUGUGAAGGACCGUUGGCGGGAACUGCUCCAGGUAACACAGCCUCACACUGAUGAUCACGUGACCUUAUUUAAUGAUCUCCAUUUUCUCAUGGUGUCGCUGGGAGCUAAGGAGAGCUGCAUAUCUCGGCGUCUGCUCGAGGGCCUCCAGGAACUGGCUAAAGAGCCAGGGGACAAUCAGCAACAUCAGCUGGCUGGGACCAUCGGUAUACCGAUGUGUCAGGCCAUGAUGGAGUAUGACCAGGGCAACUACAGUCAGACUGUGGAGCUCCUGUACCCCUUACGCUACCGCAUGGUAGACAUAGGUGGCAGCGAUGCCCAGAGGGAUCUCUUCAAUCAACUGCUUAUUCAUGCAGCCAUGAAAUCAGAGAAUAAGCGCCACCAGAAACUAGGAAGAUGUCUUCUGGUGGAGCGCGAUGCUGUGAGGCCCAACUCAUCUCUAACUGAUCGGCUGAUGCAGAGAGCCCUGUCUCUUCACAUCUAGGCUGACUGCAGGGUGCACAGAGCAGUUUCUAUGCAAGAACAUCAAACCCCCACCAUUAGAGUUGACUGUAGAAGACACCUUCACCAAGGAAGGAAUCUGGCACUGCAGCAACCUGUUACACCGUGCUAUUUUUAAUGUAAUGCUCUUUGGGAUAGUUAAGCUUUGUAAGUGAACAAAUUUGCACAUUUUUGAAGUUUAUGACCUAAUAUUAAUCACAGGUUGCCAGUUUUGCAUGAUAAAUAACCCAUAGUAAUAAUAAUAAUCAUAUGCUUUAUUAUUAGCCUUUUAGCAAAACUGACACCUUCUAAUCAAUAUAGAUCAUUG